AUGCGGCGACCGCCCGGCGGCGGCCACACAGCCGGGACGCCGCCGCGUGGCAGCAGGAUAGUCCGCUUCCUGCGGAGCAGGUGGGCGCGGCUGCCGCGGGUCACUUCCAUUUGGCGGCGCAAGAAGCAGCCCCCGGGGCGCGUCGCCGCCGCCGUGCCGCGGGACCGUCGGGAUCAGUGGAGUCGAACGCUGACGCGGCCUGGCUUCUGGGCAAUGGGAUGGACGCCUAAGACGGCGGCGACGCUGCGGUUGUUCGUCGUCGUCGCUGCCGCCCUCGCUGUAGGCGUGGCUAUUGUCGCGGCGUUCCGCAUCACGCGUGACCUCAGCAACCGGAGAGGAGGCUGCGACAGCAAACCGAUUGCGCGCUGGGCAAAGUUCUUGGAGUUGAUGGAGCAUCCUCCUCUCAACUGCAACUACAAGUGUCUGCUUGGUGCGCCGAAGCGAGGACUGGAGUGGAUCUUAAGCAAGUAG
Miscanthus lutarioriparius is the source of this 471-nucleotide messenger RNA. The record is from the annotation of a GenBank genome assembly. NCBI's taxonomy places the organism in Eukaryota, Viridiplantae, Streptophyta, Magnoliopsida, Poales, Poaceae.